AUGGCGUAUGACGAUACUUUAUCCGAUGCGUCGACCGACUCAGACAUUGCAGAUGCCAAGAUCAAGAAGCUCCCCAUUGCGAUGAUUCUCCUGGUGGAGCUGUGUGAGAGGCUGACAUACUACACCCUGGCGGGGACGCAGAAGACCUACAUGCAGAAUCAGCUAGACAAGCUGCCAUCGACAGCAGCAGCACUGAACUCAGUGUUCAGCAUGCUGUGCUAUUUCUGGUGUAUUCCAGGUGGCCUGGUCGCAGACUCAAUAGGCCGCUACAAGACCAUCAUUGGUGCCGGUACGGUCUAUGCCAUUGGCACAUGCUGCGUUGCUGUCGCGGUGAUCCACGCCUUCCAGGAGAAACUGGGGUGGAUGUUUACUGGUGGAUGCCUCGUGCUGAUCGCAGCUGGCACCGGUGGCAUCAAGCCGAACAUUGCAAACUUCGGUGCUGAUCAGAUCGGAGAUGACACUGAGGGCCAGCGGGAAUGUCAGAAGACCUAUUUUUCCUUGUUCUACCUGUCCAUCAAUGUCGGGGUUCUCUUCGCCUUCGGGUUCUUCACAAACAUCACUACUGCAGGGCUUCCUGGAGUGGUGUCUGAGGCCGAGGGCUACUCUUUUUCCUAUGGCGCCGGAGCCGUGUUCAUGAUAGCGGCGGUCCUGAUUUUCAUUUCCGGCUCUAGAGCCUACAAGAAGCUGCCUGGAAACGGGCUUGGGCCUGCGAAGCGCCUGGUCGCCUAUCAGUGCCAUUCCCUUCGAAAGGGAGGCUGGCGGGCUGUGAUGUCUGCCAUCGGCUGGCUGUGUUUGCCCUUCUUCUACCUCGUCACUCUGGCGGCCGUGCUGGUGCCCCCGCCGGCAGGUUCUCACGAGCAGGUCUUUGUGGAUCCUUGCUCUGGCCAGCCGGGUGUGCCGGCUGCCCGCAGGCUCAAUGGUGGGUCGGCCUCCAGCAACGACGCUCUCAACAACACCGCGCUCGGGCUCGGCGCCAUGGCCUGUGUCUGCCUUGUGGUCGCAAACCUGAACACCAAGUGGGUCCAGUCGCUGAGCGAUGAGGCCAAGUCUACAUUCAACGGCUUUGGCGUAGAAGAGGCGCGUGAGACAUUUGCGGCAGUUCCAAUGAUCGUGAUUGUGAACAUUGCCUUCAACUUGUGCUACAACUCCAUGAACAAUGCAUUUCCUUCCCAAGCCUGCCAAAUGGACCUCAGAGUCGGCAGCAUACAGUUAAACGGGGCUUUCUUCAACAUCGCGGAUGCAUUUGCAAUCUUGGUCUUUACCCCGCUUUUCGAGUCAUGUCUGUACCCGAUGCUGGGGCGAAUGAAGGGAUCUCCUGUGCGACUGGGCCAAAAGAUCAUUGCAGGCUUGCUUGUAGCAUGCGGAUCCAACCUAGCCGCAGCUGCAUUGGAGAUCAAGCGGCGGGAUGCGCCGUACCUUUGCUCCGCAGAAUUCUCGCAGUGCGCCCCUGGGUACUCAGAAGACGGCUUACAAGGAACGCGCAUGAAGGACAUCAGCGCCUAUUGGAUCUUCGUGCCAUUCACCUUAGUGGGAAUUGCCGAGAUUCUGGUGAACCCUUGCAUGUACUGCUACUCUUAUGAGGCAGCGCCUGUACAAGUUCGUUCCCUGCUUCAGGCCAUCAAUCUUUUUUUCGCGGGGUCAGUUUCCAAUGCUUUCACUUCGGUUGUCACAAAGCUUACGUACCCGAACGACUUGGACACUGGCCACCUCGAAAACUACUACUAUGUCAACGCUUUCCUGGCCGUGAUCGGCAUCUUCUUGUACUUCGCAGUCACACGCCUCGGCUCCAAGAAGGGGAUACGAAAGGAGAUUAAGAAAGAAGAGAGGGUGGUGGACUGCGGUGGAGGAGAAUCGAGCGAUGAGGAUAGCACCAUCUGA
This is a messenger RNA of Symbiodinium natans, 1878 nucleotides long. Lineage: Eukaryota; Dinophyceae; Suessiales; Symbiodiniaceae. The record is from the annotation of a GenBank genome assembly.